Molecule: messenger RNA, 2163 nt
Organism: Pelodiscus sinensis (Chinese soft-shelled turtle)
Lineage: Eukaryota; Metazoa; Chordata; Testudines; Trionychidae
Source: RefSeq, a predicted model, not a curated record
AGGGAAAAUGGUCCCACUUCUGAAAUCCGUGGCUGUGAUGGGGAGACUGGUGGAGAUAUUCAAACUGCCUUUUACCCCCAGGGAUCGACCUUUUGUUUCAGUUGCUAUCACCAAGAACUGAGUGGCUUCAGCCCAGCGUGGGACCCCUGUGGGCAUGAGACUCUAGCGCCCUCGAGCUUUGCAGGGUAGAUCAUUCACAGAAGGGAAUGUUACGGUGGACUGUGCACUUGGAAGGUGGGCCCCGGAGAGUGAACCACGCUGCUGUGGCUGUUGGCCAUAAAGUGUAUUCCUUUGGCGGGUAUUGUUCUGGUGAAGACUAUGAGACUCUGCGGCAGAUUGAUGUCCACGUAUUUAAUGCGGUGUCUCUGCGCUGGACCAAGCUGCCGCCAGUGUGGACAAACAGCCGGGACCACGUGAGGGAGGUGCCCUACAUGAGGUAUGGGCACUCGGCAGUGCUGAUUGACGAUACCAUCUACAUAUGGGGAGGCCGUAACGACACUGAGGGAGCCUGCAAUGUCCUCUACGCCUUCGAUGUCAGCACUCACAGGUGGUUCACACCCAAGGUCUCUGGCAUGGUCCCAGGAGCAAGAGAUGGGCACUCUGCUUGUGUCUUGGGAAAGACCAUGUACAUCUUUGGAGGCUAUGAGCAGCUGGCUGACUGCUUCUCAAAUGACAUCCACAAGUUGGAUACCAGCAGUAUGACGUGGACUCUAAUCCAAGCGAAGGGCACGCCAGCUCGCUGGAGAGACUUCCACUCGGCCACCAUCAUUGGCACCAAGAUGUACGUGUUUGGUGGUCGAGCCGAUCGUUUUGGGCCCUUCCACUCCAACAAUGAGAUCUACUGUAACCGAAUCAAAGUGUUUGACACCGAAACAAACUCCUGGCUGGACUCCCCUCCCACUCCACUGCUGCCCGAAGGCAGGCGGAGCCACUCUGCAUUUGGCUACAAUGGGGAGUUGUAUAUAUUUGGUGGCUACAACGCACGCUUGAACAGACACUUCCAUGAUCUCUGGAAAUUUGACCCAGUAUCCUUUUCUUGGAAGAAGAUUGACCCCAAGGGGAAGGGGCCCUGCCCUCGCCGCAGGCAGUGCUGCUGUAGAGUGGGGGACAAGAUCAUCCUCUUCGGGGGCACCAGCCCAUCUCCGGAGGAAGGAAUGGGGGACGAAUUUGACCUGAUGGAUCACUCGGACCUCUACAUCCUCGACUUCAGCCCUAGCUUGAAGACGCUGUGUAAGCUGGCAGUGAUUCAGCACAGCCUGGACCAGUCGUGCCUCCCACACGACAUCAGAUGGGAGCUUACAGCAAUGACGACAAACAGCAACAUCAGCCGCCCAAUCCUUUCCUCCCACGGAUAAUCCUGCCGCCCGGUCCCCCUCUGUCCGUCCUUGCCCUCUGCCCUGCCUUGCAGACUGAGCUGCCAUCUCAAUGUCUGUGCAUGGAUUUUUAGCCUCUCCAGAGAAGGGCUCCACGUUCUCCCCCAAAAGGAUCUGUUGUUCUUGGCAUCUGCCUCCUUGGGCCCUCACCAUCCGGCUCUGACCUUUUGUCCCUGGCAGGGCCUGGCACAGGUCUGUGUGGCACCUUGGAGGAAGAAGCCAAUUGUUCCUGCGCUCAUUCCUGGCAACAGCAGCCUGUGUGUCUAGCUCACCCCCCGUGCAGCCCCGCCGGACUGACAUGCUCAAUGCUCGCUGCUGCAGGGGCAGCGUGUGCUUUGCCUCCCCAGGAUCACUAGCUGGAGCAGUACAAACUCUGCAUGGCUCUACUGUCCUCUUUGCCCUGCCACUCGGAGCCCCGUGACUGAACUGUUUCUAGGCCAGCUUCUCCUGCUUAACCCUCGACAGCCCCUGCUGCUGUGUGGGCCUGGCCCUGCACACUCCCAAACGUGGCAGGCUCCAUCCUUCCCAGGGAGACACCUGGGACCUACAGCUGCGUGUCGAGCAGCGUCAUGCGGUGGCUGGUGCCAGUGUCUCCGCUGGAGGAAGGGUGCUGAGCAUGAAGAUCCCCGCCACGCUGGGGCGUCUCUGCUUUUUCUAUUUGCAUACAAGACUGAGUGGAACAGACUGAUCCGUGCCUGAUGGGAGAGGAGCUGGCCCAGGGGCUGCAGAGCCACUGCCCAGCACCAGGUGUAAAACAGCUGCUUUGAUUUCUAUAAAUAUUUAAAACGGG